Melanotaenia boesemani (Boeseman's rainbowfish) is the source of this 5265-nucleotide messenger RNA. RefSeq names its product FERM domain containing 6 (gene frmd6). The coding region runs from base 352 to 2175 and encodes 607 amino acids. Gene Ontology annotation, biological process: positive regulation of hippo signaling. The transcript is spliced from 14 exons. Lineage: Eukaryota; Metazoa; Chordata; Actinopteri; Atheriniformes; Melanotaeniidae. The record is from RefSeq and is a predicted model, not a curated record. Gene Ontology annotation, cellular component: cytoskeleton; cytoplasmic side of apical plasma membrane.
CGGAGGCGGCCGAAAGACGACUCUUUUCCGAAACUAGUUGAAGUCUCUCUAAAGUGUGGAUAUCCAUUCUGCCGUUGUCGACAAACUGUGUUUGGAUUAACCGUCUUAUCGGGAAUAAAUUGUUUUAUUACAUAUAGUGGUUGACUGCAGCUUGGGCUCUCAUGCCCUGUCUUGUGAGUGCUGCUUGGCCUGCUGAGCCCACACCUGUGUCUGUACUGGACUGCAGCUGAAGCAGGACUGCAGUGACUGGGCAGGUUGUGUUAGUGCCUGCAGUGGUGGAGGUGGGUCGUCAAAGGGCCCAGAACCUCGGCUGGCAGGCAAAGAGGCCUGUACUCUCCCAGCCACACAAAGAUGAACAAACUGAACUUCCACAACAACAAAACCAUGCAGGACCGCCGCUGUGUCUGUGUCUUUUUGCCCAAUGAUGAUACUCUCAACAUUAUUGUCAAUGUGAAGACUUUGUGCCAAGAACUGUUAGUCCAGGUGUGUGACCUCCUCAGGCUGAAGGACUGUCACCUUUUUGGGCUCAGCGUCAUUCAGAAUAAUGAACACAUCUACAUGGAGUUGGAUCAGAAACUGUCCAAGUAUUGCCCCAAAGAAUGGAAGAAAGAAGCCAGCAAGGGCAUUGACCAGUUUGGGCCUCCAAUGAUCAUUCACUUCAGAGCACAGUAUUACGUGGAAAAUGGGAGGCUGAUCAGCGACCGGGUAGCCAGGUACUACUACUACUGGCACCUGAGGAAACAAGUGCUGCUCUCGCAGUGCAUCCAAAGAGAGGAGGCCUACUUCCUCCUCGCAGCCUUUGCUCUUCAGGCCGAUCUCGGCAACUUCAAACGCAACAAGCACUUUGGAAAGUACUUUGAACCCGAAGCCUACUUCCCCCAGUGGGUGAUAGCUAAGCGUGGCCGUGAAUACAUCCUGAGGCAUAUCCCGAACAUGCACAAAGACCAGUUCGCUCUCACAGCUUCAGAAGCACACCUUAAGUACAUUAAGGAGUGCGCCCAGCUUGAUGACGUCACAGUGCACUACUACAGGCUCUACAAGGACAAAAAGGAAAUUGAAGCGUCGCUCACGUUGGGACUGACUUUACGUGGAAUCCAAAUAUUUCAGAACGUGGGCUCCGUGAGGCAGCUGUUGUACGACUUCCCCUGGACCAACGUGGGGAAACUGGUGUUUGUGGGGAAGAAGUUUGAAAUCCUUCCUGAUGGUCUGCCCUCAGCUCGUAAACUCAUCUACUACACCGGCUGCCCCAUGCGCUCUCGCCACCUCCUGCAGCUGCUCAGCAACAGCCACCGUCUCUACAUGAACCUGCAGCCUGUUCUCAAACAGGUUCGUCGACUGGAGGAGAACGAAGAGAAGAAGCAGUACCGGGAGUCGUACAUCAGCGACGCCCUCGAACUCGACAUGGACCAGCUGGACAAGCGUUCCCGGGCCAGCGGCAGCAGUGCAGGCAGCAUGUCCCAUCACAAACGUCUGUCUCGCCACUCCACCACCAGCCAUGGCAGCUCACACACAUCAGGCAUUGAAACGGACAGCUUCAGGGCCCCGGGUCAGGCCCCACACAGGCCCCUACGAACCUGCAGCUCUUCCACAACCAGCCACGGGAGCUCGCACACCUCCGGCAUCGAGAGCAGCGGAAAGGAGCGCAUCCUUGAUGAUGACGAGAUUGAGAUGCUGGUGGACGACCCCAAAGAUUACGAAGAGCUUCAUGAGAUGGCUUUGGACCAGGAACUGUGUAUCCAUAUAACUGAGGACAUGCUGACAAUGUCACCUGAUCAAACUAAUGGAUACUCAGGACUGAUUGUAAAAGAUGUCAGCUCCUCCACAUCCAGUUCCUCCGAGACCGUCGUCAAGAUGAGAGGACAGAGUAUUGAGUCUCUACCACAGACAUCUGCAUGCAGUAAGCCUCAGUCUUCAACAGACCGCCACAGCCAGUCACUGGACGACAUCCGGCUCUACCAGAAGGACUGCCAGCAGUGGGCGGAGCUCUGCCAGGACACCGCCCACAGCUACACAUUCGGCUGCGCUGAAGAGCUGAGCGACAGCAGCGGGUACCAGGGCCUGGCCGAUCAGCGGGCAGGCAUGCUCGGCGAGCAGCACCCGUUUCCCAUCAAGAGGACCAACAAGUACUUCUCUCUGGACCUGACCAACGAAGAGGUGCCCGAGUUCGUGGUGUGACAGAGGCAGAGAUGAGGCGGCCACACGGUGAAGCGUUCGCUCCCCCCCCCCCUUUGUCAGAUGUGGAGUUGUCUCAGGCCUCAGGGAACGAGAGAGGCGCUACAGGUGCAGUUUGACAGCAGCCAUGAGUGAAGUGGCGACAAGAAGGCUCGCCCUUCACGUACCACCUGAGACGUUUAACACAUUGCAAACAGACAUGGAGGAUUCAGGCUGAAAUAGGAAUUCUAAGAAAGAGCACACGGCUUAAGAGAGUCUGUGUUUUUUUAAUAUAACCUGAACUGCUCCCCUGUGUCAAAGGAAACUAAAGGGAUCGUGUCAUCUUCAUGUUCAUUUAAAUCUUUCUUCUCCAACUCGUUUUUAUCAGCCACACCUUGUGUUUGCCAGCUUUACAAAGUCAUGAGGAGACUGUACAUACAUGUAGACGAACAGCAGACAGACUCAUGCACAGACAUGACGAACAUUUCAAAGAUCUUCUGUGGAGGAAGCAACCGACAAACUCCCCCUUGACCUGCAACCAAAGAAAAGAAAUGGAAAUGAACUGAAACAUCUCUUACUACGUUCACAUAACAGGACAUCUUACUGAGGGGGAGGACGGACCCAUGAUUUUCUUUCUUUUUGUUACCACUUCAUUUUACCUCAACAGGAAGUUUGGUAUGCUAACUUUCCUCAGACUGGACACACAACCGUCGUGCCUUCACUACACUAUGCAGAUGCCAAACGCUCGCAUUGACAAUCACACACCCUCACAUCAGUCAAUUUUUAACGCUUCAAGUCAUCAGAAUUUAAUGCUCUGCUUUAUUUUGAGCGUUUAAUGCACACCUCUUCUGCAGAUCCAGCUAGUUUUACAUAAUUUAAACAUCAAAAAGUCAGACUUCACGCCAUCUUAAGUCCUGUGAAAUCUGGCCAGGUUUCCCUGGAGGAAUGAGGUUGAGUGAGUUCCUACGUGUUGAGACUUGUGUUAAGUUUGUGGCCACAUGAGUUCCUGUGUAAUCUAAAGUCAAAAUGGAGCCUGAUUGGCUGCCAGCCAAAACAAACUGCACAUUUUACACCUUUUACUCACCUACUUUUCUUUUCUCUAUUUAAAAAAAGGAAAAAAAUUAAAUCUGUUCAAAUUUUUAAAUAUUUCACAUCAUCAUACAAGAUAUGUCUUUUAGAUGUAUUUUUAUAUGAAUUGUGUUUGUUGAACGAGUAUUCUGUGUCAUUGCGUAUAAGCGAUCAAAUGUGGGAGUCAGUAGUUUCGCUACCAUCCAGAGUAACUGGUCUGAUCUAGAAAAUUCAACAGAACUGAGGCCUGCAGAAGCCGACUGCUUGUGUUAUAAGCUGUUACUCAAUGAUCACAUCUCACAUUUGUACACAUUACAAAGGGAAGAUGUUGCAGGUUAAAAGAACAAAUAAUUAAAGUGCCACAAUUGAGGCUUUAAAUGUUUGAUUAUCUUUGUUUUUUAAUUAAUAAUGGCAUAGUUUUUUAAAGAUAAUUUUAUUUAAAAGACUGAGGUAAAAACAAUUUUACUAAUAUUUCAUUUAGAUGGCAUUUUGACUUGUUUUUGAAAAGUUUUGCAAACAAUUAAAUAUUCAGACGUAUUCACUCUUGUGCCAAAUGUUACAGAUUAAAUUCCCAGUAAAUAUGCCAACACGAUGUAACUUGGCAAACAGAAAACACAAAAUCUGACUCAAAAUUCUCAAAUAAAUAUUAAAUAUCAGACAUUACAUAAAUGUCUGUAAUGUGGUUGAAGAGCUCGGAAACAUUAUUUCUGGUGAUUUGAACUAUUUUGCACAAAUCCAGAACCUGAUAAAUAUUUUACAGUGGAGCAUUUUUGUAUUUGGUGUAAUCUGGAUAUGUCCAACACAGAUAGGUGGCUGUCUCGCCUCACUCUGAAACUGUUUAUGGGGUUAAACCACAUAACCACGAGCCUUAUAGGUGUCUAAAAAUUUAGCAAAUGAAUAAAAAAGGUGUCGUUUUUUUCACAUUUUAAAUGAGGAGGUUCUUACUUUCGCAAAUGUGCUCCAGAAGACACCAGGGCUGCUACGCGUGUGAAAACAGCUCAACAUUUUUAACCUUGAUCCUCCCAUCUGUCCACACUUUAAAAUAUCUCAACUAUUUCACAGACUUUUUAAAGCUGUUAAUUUUUAGAGCUUCAGAUGUUCUGGUUGGUGGGUUUGGACACGCUAGCCUCUUAUGUCCAGUCUUUAUGCUAAGCUAGGCUAACAAAUUUAUCUCACACAUGAGAUGAGCGUCGUUAGUCUGUUCACAUGUACCACAAGGCUGUUCCCCACAAGGUUUCUGGUUAGCAGAAAAAAAAAGAAACUUAAAACCCAAACUGUUCGCUCUCAGUUGCCAAAGUCAGUUAUAACAGUAUGAGCUUUCUUCUCCUCCCAGGUCAGCUUGAAGUGUCUGAACAAGUUUUUUUUUUUUAAUAAUACAUAACACAUACAUGAAUUUGAUAUUGCUGUGUAAUUAAAAGCAUCUUCUAUAUUUCUUACUGCUUGUUUCUACCACUGUUAUUAACUUAGAAUGAAAGUCAAGUAAUAUUUUGAUGAACAAUGUUUCUUAUAUUAAAAGAGAAUGUGUUAAGGUACAUAGCCAUACAGUCAUAACCCAUGUCCCACUUCCUUCUGUGGCGUCAGUAUAUGGUCAUACUUACACUUUACAGAGUCUGUAUGUCUGUGUCCAUAAUCCUUUCUGUGAAAGGAUCAUCCUGCAGGAAAAAUUAAAUGUUUUUGUCACCUUGUUGUUUUAAAAAAAAUUGUUAUAAUGAAGUUUGGGUCUGUGCCUUCUUGGUACUAAUGUCCUCAAUAUCCAAAUAAAUAGGUACAUUUAUCUGUCAAAGUCCUGCUGUUGUCAGGUUAUUUUUAAUCACAUAAGUCACAGUAUCACGACAAUAUAAACACAACAGAUCCAAAUUAUUCCUGCUGGUCCCUCAGCAGUCCUUAAUGUUUCCUGAGAUCAUGCUGCCACCUGGUGGACGUUAUACACCCUCAUGUGUAAAGUGAUAGUUGGCCUGAAGGUGGCAGUAGUAUUUCACACUUGAGACACCCGCUCAUAUCUGGUGUCCUCCGUUCCUUCAGUGCUUUAUCACCCAUCAGCUGGUG